Messenger RNA from Protopolystoma xenopodis, 261 nucleotides. The record is from the annotation of a GenBank genome assembly. Lineage: Eukaryota; Metazoa; Platyhelminthes; Monogenea; Polystomatidea; Polystomatidae.
AUGGCAAAACUCACUGACGAUGCCGACUACGAUUCUGGCGAAACGUCUGGUAAUGUACCACGAAUACGGUCCGACUUUGGAAAGUAUCACGCAUACAAUGGACUCCGGACUAUGUCUGUUCCUCAAAGUGUUACUACCAAUAUGACCAAGUUGAGAAAACAAGGUCUAACAAUUUCUAUCCAACAUCCUGUUGAAAUCGGUCACGUUCGGUUCCUUCUCUUCCUCUCCUCUUCAUACCCCACAGGGUUUAACAUGUUAUAG